This is a messenger RNA of Erinaceus europaeus (western European hedgehog), 899 nucleotides long. RefSeq names its product trafficking protein particle complex subunit 6A (gene TRAPPC6A). Gene Ontology annotation, biological process: regulation of GTPase activity; endoplasmic reticulum to Golgi vesicle-mediated transport. Gene Ontology annotation, cellular component: cis-Golgi network; trans-Golgi network; TRAPP complex. The coding region runs from base 4 to 543 and encodes 179 amino acids. The record is from RefSeq and is a predicted model, not a curated record. NCBI's taxonomy places the organism in Eukaryota, Metazoa, Chordata, Mammalia, Eulipotyphla, Erinaceidae. The transcript is spliced from 6 exons.
CCAAUGAGAGUGCGAAGCGCAGGGCGGGGCGGGGCCCCAGGCGCGCGCGGCCCAGGCAUGGCGGACACCGCGCUGUUCGAGUUCCUGCUCACGGAGAUGGUAGCGGAGCUGUGGGCUCGCGAUCGCGAUCCCGAUCCCGGACCGAGGGGUCAGAAGACGAGCCUGUCGGCGCUGGAGGGCAUGGGCUUCCGCGUGGGCCAGGCGCUGGGUGAGAGGCUGCCCCGGGAGCUGCCCGCCUUCAGGGAGGAGCUGGACGCGCUCAAGUUCCUGUGCAAAGACCUGUGGGCCGCCCUGUUCCAGAAGCAGAUGGACAGCCUCCGCACCAACCACCAGGGGACCUACGUGCUGCAGGACAACAGCUUCCCCCUGCUGGUCCGCAUGGCGUCGGGUGUGCAGUAUGUGGAUGAGGCCCCCAAGUUCUUGGCCUUCCCCUGCGGCCUCCUGCGCGGAGCCCUCAGCACCCUGGGCAUCAGGAGCCUGGUCACCGCCUCCGUGACCACCCUGCCGGCCUGUAAGUUCCAGGUGGUGAUCCAGAAAUCCUGAGACAUCCCAGGCCCCUCCACACCCCAGCUGGGCCGCCAGCCACUGCUGCCUUUGGGGCAGGGGGUGCCCAGCCACUGUGAGCACCCUGCAUGGCAGGACAGUUAGGAGGUGUGGGGCUCCACAAACAUGUCGAAUGAAAGCUUCAUGUGGGGCCAGGCGGUGGUGCACCUAGUAGAGUGCACACAUUACAGCGCACAAGGACCUAGGUUCAAGCCCCUGGUCCCCACCUGCAGGGGGAAAGCUUCACGAGUGGUGAAGCAGGGCUGCAGGUGUCUGUCUCUCCCCAUUACCAUCUCCCCCUCCCCUCUCAAUUUCUGGCUGUCUCUAUCCAAUAAAUAAAUAGAGAUUUAAAAAAA